Molecule: messenger RNA, 876 nt
Organism: Ogataea parapolymorpha DL-1
Lineage: Eukaryota; Fungi; Ascomycota; Pichiomycetes; Pichiales; Pichiaceae
Exons: 1
Coding region: 1-876 (291 amino acids)
Biological process (GO): protein secretion; Golgi organization
Cellular component (GO): Golgi apparatus
Source: RefSeq, a predicted model, not a curated record
AUGUGCAUUUUACUAACGUCGUCUUUGCAUCCCGACUAUCCAUUUAUAUUACUCUCCAAUCGAGACGAAUAUUUCAGCCGUAAAACAGAAUUGGCCUCGUUCAGAGAUGAGUCACAGACACAAUUACGACCUGCAGAUCUUGCUCGAGAAGAGCAUGGGACUUGGAUAGGGGUAAACAAGGCUGGAAAAGUUGCUGUGCUGGUGAAUUUCCGAGAACCAUACACGGGAGAUCCCGUUGGAGAAAUCUCGAGGGGACUUAUACCGGUGAUGUUUCUCGAAUCAAAACAGCCCUCUGAUAUAUGGGAAAAAGUAGUCGGGGAACAAACUCAAAAUUUUCAGCAUGUUGGAGGAUUCUCACUGCUAUACGGAGAGCUAAAAAGAAGAAGAGGCAAUUCUGAGGGAAUUGAACCUCUACACAUACUUUCGAAUAGAUCAAGCAAAAAGAAUACCGUUCUCAAGGGACGGGCCACCGUGGGACUGUCAAACUCUGAAUUUGAGAAACCAUGGCCCAAAGUACGCAUUGGUACAAAUGUGCUCGAGAGAACUAUUAAGUCCUCAGUGGCACAGGACUGGUCAGAGGAGUUACUAGUUCAAAAUCUGUUCACAGUGCUUUCCACCCCAACCCCUGAGUCAAGCCAAUGGCAGGGUCUCACAUUCUCCCAGGCAUUCGAUAUGUUCCCAAAAAGUGUAUUUAUACCGCCGGUGAAGUCGGACACGGGGUCCGAUUACUAUGGCACUAGAACGCAGACUAUCAUGUUACUAAGAAAAGAUGGUUACAUGAAGUUCAUUGAACGCAAUCUUCAUUCAAGCCCAAAUUUGUUUGAAAUUCCGCAGAUUAGUGAAUACGGCUUUCAAUUGGACGGCUGGAACUCUUGA